CGGCGGGACUGACGUGGCCGCGGCAUGGAGCGGGCGUGAUUCAUCAGCCACCGCGCGGGGGCCGCGGAUCGGGGGGAGCGCAGCGGCCGCCUAGGCGCCCAGGGCCAGGCAGCAGCGUCCCCCCGCCGAGCCUCGCGCGCGCUCAUCUCGCUGCUGGCGGCCGGGUCCCUGCGAAGGUCAAGAUGGAAGAGAUCCUGAGGAAGCUGCAGAAGGAAGCGUCCGGGAGCAAGUACAAAGCCAUCAAAGAGAGCUGCACUUGGGCCCUGGAAACCCUGGGUGGUGUAGAUACCAUCGUCAAGAUCCCUCCACACUUGCUGAGAGAGAAAUGCUUGCUGCCUCUCCAGUUGGCUUUGGAAUCCAAGAAUGUGAAGCUCGCCCAACAUGCCUUGGCAGGGAUCCAGAAGCUUCUGUCAGAAGAGAGGUUUGUAUCCAUGGAAACAGACUCUGAUGAGAAGCAGCUGCUCAAUCAGAUCCUGAACGCUGUGAAAGUGACUCCUUCCCUCAAUGAAGACCUGCAGGUGGAAGUGAUGAAGGUUUUACUCUGCACAACCUACACCCCAACAUUUGACCUGAGUGGGAGUGCGGUGCUGAAGGUGGCGGAGGUGUGCAUUGAGACAUAUAUAUGCAGCUGUCACCAGCGCAGUAUAAACACAGCUGUGCGGGCAACUCUCAGUCAGAUGCUGAGCGACCUGACCUCCCAGUUACGACAAAGGCAAGAGAACACGAUCAUUGAAAACCCAGAUGUUCCACAGGACUUCAGGAAUCAAGGGUCGACAGUAGAGUCCCUCUGUGAUGACCUUGUCUCCGUGCUUGCUGUUCUGUGUGAGAAGCUACAAGCUGCCAUCAAUGACACUCAGCAGCUGCAGCUGCUGUACUUGGAGUGCAUCCUGUCCGUGCUCAGCAGCUCCUCCUCCUCCAUGCGCCUGCACAGAGGCUUCACAGACCUGAUCUGGAAGAACCUCUGCCCUGCCCUCAUCGUGAUCCUGGGGAAUCCGGUGCAGGACAGAACCAUCAGCUCCGCCCACGGCAGCGGCGCGGGCACCGGCGUGGUGUCGGACGCGGCAGCCUCGGGAGUCGCGGACCACGGCCGGGGCUCAGGCUGCUCCUCCUCGGCGCCAGCCCUGAGCGGGCCUGUGGCGCGGACCGUCUAUUACGUCGCGGCGGAGCUGGUCCGGCUCGUGGGGUCGGUGGACUCCAUGAAGCCGGUGCUCCAGUCCCUCUAUCACCGCGUGCUGCUUUACCCCCCACCCCAGCACCGGGUGGAAGCCAUCAAAAUAAUGAAGGAGCUACUUGGGAGCCCACAGCAUCUCUGUGAUUUGGCAGGACCCAGCUCCACUGAAUCAGAAUCCAGAAAAAGAUCAGUUUCAAAAAGAAAAUCUCAUCUGGAUCUGCUUAAACUCAUCAUGGAUGGCAUGACGGAAGCAUGCAUCAAGGGUGGCAUUGAAGCUUGCUAUGCCGCAGUGGCCUGUGUCUGCACUUUGCUCGGGGCCCUAGAUGAGCUCAGCCAGGGCAAAGGCUUGAGCGAAAGUCAGGUCCAGCUGCUGCUUCUGCGCCUCGAGGAGCUGAAGGAUGGGGCUGAGUCAAGCCGAGACUCCGUGGAGAUCAAUGAGGCCGACUUCCGCUGGCAGCGGCGAGUCCUGUCCUCAGAACACACGCCGUGGGAGUCAGGGAAUGAGAGGAGCCCAGACAUCAGCAUUAGUGUGACUACAGACACGGGCCAGACCACUUUGGAGGGAGAGUUGGGUCAGACCACACCCGAGGACCACUCCGAGAACCACAAAGGCAGCCUCAAGUCCCCAGCCCUCCAAGAGAGCAAGGAGACUCUGAGUAAAGUGUCAGAACCCGAAGCGGUAGACCAACCAGAUGUUGUUCAGAGAAGCCACACGGUUGCUUACCCUGACAUAACUAACUUCCUGUCCGUGGACUGUAGGAUGAGGUCCUACGGAUCUAGAUACAGUGAGAGCAAUUUCAGUGUAGAAGACCAAGACCUUUCUAGGACGGAAUUUGAUUCCUGUGAUCAGUACUCGAUGGCAGCAGAAAAGGACUCGGGGAGGUCUGAUGUGUCAGACAUUGGGUCGGACAACUGCUCACUAGCUGAUGAGGAGCAGACCCCCCGAGACUGCCUGGGCCACAGGUCCCUGCGAACUGCUGCUCUGUCUCUCAAGCUGCUGAAGAACCAGGAGGCCGAGCAGCACAGCGCCAGGCUGUUUGUGCAGUCCCUAGAAGGCCUCCUGCCUCGCCUCCUGGCUCUGCCCGGCGUGCGAGAGGUGGACUCGGCCCUCCAGAACUUUGCCUCUACCUUCUGCUCAGGCAUGAUGCACUCCCCCGGGUUCGACGGGAGCAGCAGCAUUAGCUUGCAGAUGCUGAUGAACGCCGACAGCCUGUACGCGGCCGCGCACUGCGCUCUGCUCCUCAACCUGAAGCUCUCCCACGGCGACUACUACCGGAAGCGGCCCCCGCUGGCGCCGGGCAUAAUGAAGGAGUUCAUGAAGCAGGUCCAGAGCAGCGGGGUGCUGAUGGUCUUCUCCCAGGCCUGGAUCGAGGAACUCUACCAUCAGGUGCUCGACAGAAACAUGCUGGCAGAAGCUGGCUACUGGGGCAGCCCGGAGGAUAACAGCCUUCCCCUCAUCACCAUGCUGACGGAUAUUGAUGGGUUAGAGAGCAGUGCAAUUGGAGGCCAGCUGAUGGCCUCAGCUUCUACCGAAUCUCCUUUCACCCAGGGCAGGAGAAUCGAUGACUGCACAGUGGCAGGUGUGGCGUUUGCUCGCUAUAUUCUGGUUGGUUGCUGGAAGAACUUGAUUGAUACUUUAUCAACCCCCCUGACUGGCCGAAUGGCAGGGAGCUCCAAAGGACUGGCCUUCAUUCUGGGAGCUGAAGGCAUCAAAGAACAGAACCAAAAAGAGCGAGAUGCCAUCUGCAUGAGCCUCGAUGGGCUGCGGAAAGCAGCGCGGCUGAGCUGUGCUCUAGGAGUUGCGGCUAACUGUGCCUCAGCCCUUGCCCAGAUGGCAGCUGCCUCCUGUGUCCAGGAAGAAAAAGAGGAAAAGGAAGUCCAAGAACCCAGCGAUGCCUUAGCACAAGUGAAACUAAAAGUGGAGCAGAGACUGGAGCAGAUCGGGAAGCUGCAGGGGGUGUGGCUGCACACAGCCCACGUCUUGUGCAUGGACGCCAUCCUCAGUGUAGGCCUGGAGAUGGGAAGCCACAACCCGGACUGCUGGCCACAUGUGUUCAGGGUAUGUGAGUACGUGGGGACGUUGGAGCACACCCACUUCAGCGAUGGCACCUCUCAGCCCCCUCUGACCGUCAGCCAGCCCCAGAAAGUGCCGCGGGGCUCCGGACUCCUUGGGGAGCCAGAGUGUGAGGACUUCCCCCAGGAACAGAACCUGGAGCAGGAGAGCUCCCUGAGGGCAGCCCCUGUCAUCCAGCCCCUCUCCAUCCAAGAACUCAUCCGGGAAGGCAGCCGAGGCCGGGCCUCCGACUUUCGCGGCAGCAGCCUCAUGACCGGGAGCAGUGCUGCCAAGGCUGUGCUCACGCUCUCCACCCAGGCUGACAGGCUCUUUGAAGACGCUACGGAUAAGCUGAACCUGAUGGCUUUGGGAGGUUUCCUCUACCAGCUGAAGAAAGCAUCGCAGGCGCAGCUCUUCCAUUCUGUCACGGAGACGGUCGAUUACUCUCUGGCAAUGCCAGAAGCAGAUACUGAUUCCAAAAGGGACUGGAAGAACAGGGGAGAAAAACGGAAGGAUCAACAGAAGCUUCACAUCACUCUUAGCAAAACUUCUGCCAGGGUAUAUCCUUUAAUGAUGGGAGAAGUUAAAUCCACUCAAGACCGGAAAAGCGCCCUCCACCUCUUCCGCCUCGGGGACGCCAUGCUGAGGAUCGUGCGGAGCAAAUCGCGGCCCCUGCUCCACGUGAUGCGCUGCUGGGGCCUUGUGGCCCCACACCUGGUGGAGGCUGCCUGCCAUAAGGAAAGACGUGUCUCUCAGAAGGCUGUUUCCUUCAUCCAUGAUAUACUGACAGAGGUUCUCACUGACUGGAAUGAGCCACCUCAUUUUCAUUUUAACGAAGCACUGUUCCGACCUUUUGAGCGUAUUAUGCAGCUGGAGUUGUGUGAUGAGGACGUCCAAGACCAGGUGGUCACAUCCAUUGGUGAGCUGGUUGAAGUGUGUUCCACCCAGAUCCAGUCGGGAUGGAGGCCCUUGUUCAGUGCCCUGGAAACAGUGCACAGUGGGAACAAGUCCGAGGUGAAGGAGUAUCUGGUUGGUGAUUAUUCCAUGGGAAAAGGCCAAGCUCCAGUGUUUGAUGUAUUUGAAGCUUUUCUCAAUACUGACAACAUCCAGGUCUUUGCUAAUGCAGCCACUAGUUACAUCAUGUGCCUUAUGAAGUUUGUCAAAGGACUGGGGGAGGUAGACUGUAAAGAGAUUGGAGACUGUGUCCCAGGACCAGGAGCCACGUCCCCAGACCUGUGCCUCCCUGCCCUGGAUUACCUUAGGCGCUGUUCUCAGUUAUUGGCCAAAAUCUACAAAAUGCCCUUGAAGCCAAUAUUCCUUAGUGGGCGACUUGCUAGCUUGCCUCGAAGACUUCAGGAGCAGUCAGCCAGCAGUGAGGAUGGAAUUGAGUCAGUCCUGUCUGAUUUUGAUGAUGACACUGGCCUGAUAGAAGUCUGGAUCAUCCUGCUGGAGCAGCUAACAGCGGCUGUAUCCAACUGUCCACGUCAGCACCAACCACCAACCUUGGAUUUGCUGUUCGAGCUGUUGAGAGAUGUUACCAAAACACCUGGACCAGGGUUUGGUAUCUAUGCCGUCGUUCACCUUCUCCUUCCUGUGAUGUCUCUUUGGCUCCGUCGUAGCCAUAAGGACCAUUCAUACUGGGAUGUAGCCUCCGCUAAUUUCAAGCACGCCAUCGGUCUAUCCUGUGAGCUGGUGGUGGAGCACAUUCAAAGCUUUAUUCACUCAGACAUCAGGUACGAGAGCAUGAUCAACACCAUGCUGAAGGACCUCUUCGAGUUACUGGUGGCCUGUGUGGCCAAACCCACAGAAACCAUCUCUAGAGUGGGAUGCUCCUGUAUUAGGUACGUCCUCGUGACGGCAGGCCCUGUGUUCACCGAGGAGAUGUGGAGGCUGGCCUGCUGUGCACUGCAGGACGCGUUCUCCGCCACGCUCAAGCCAGUGAAGGAUCUGCUGGGCUGCUUCCACAGCGGCACGGAGAGCUUCAGCGGGGGAGGCUGCCAGGUGAGGGUGGCGGCCCCCUCCUCCUCCCCCAGCGCCGAGGCGGAGUACUGGCGCAUCCGAGCCAUGGCCCAGCAGGUGUUCAUGCUGGAUACCCAGUGCUCACCAAAGACUCCCAACAACUUCGAUCAUGCUCAGUCCUGUCAGCUCAUUAUUGAGCUGCCUCCUGAUGAAAAGCCAAAUGGACACACCAAGAAAAGUGUUUCUUUCAGGGAAAUUGUAGUGAGCUUACUGUCUCAUCAAGUGUUACUCCAGAACUUAUAUGAUAUCUUGUUAGAAGAGUUUGUCAAAGGCCCCUCACCUGGAGAGGAGAAGACGCUCCAGGUGCCCGAAGCCAAGCUGGCCGGCUUCCUCAGAUACAUCUCCAUGCAAAACCUGGCAGUCAUUUUUGACCUGCUGCUGGACUCGUACAGGACAGCCAGAGAGUUUGACACCAGCCCCGGGCUGAAGUGCCUGCUGAAGAAAGUGUCUGGCAUUGGGGGUGCUGCCAACCUCUACCGCCAGUCCGCAAUGAGUUUUAACAUUUACUUCCACGCGCUGCUCUGUGCUGUUCUCACUAAUCAAGAAACCAUCACUGCUGAGCAAGUGAAGAAAGUCCUUUUUGAGGACGACGAGAGAAGCACAGACUCGUCCCAGCAGUGCUCAUCAGAAGAUGAAGACAUUUUUGAGGAGACUGCCCAGGUGAGCCCCCCGAGAGGCAAGGAGAAGAGGCAGUGGAGGGCCCGGAUGCCCUCUCUGAGCGUCCAGCCCAUCAGCAACGCGGACUGGGUGUGGCUGGUCAAGAGGCUUCACAAGCUGUGCAUGGAACUGUGUAAUAACUACAUCCAGAUGCACCUGGACCUGGAAAACAGCCUGGAGGAAGCACCCGUCUUCAAGAGCGACCCGUUCUUCAUCCUUCCCUCCUUCCAGUCGGAGUCGUCCACCCCAUCCACUGGGGGGUUCUCAGGCAGAGACACGCCUUCGGAGGACGACCGGGGCCAGGCGCGGGAGCACGCGGCCGAGGCUCUGGGCCUGAGGGCGGGCGGCGGGGAAAUGCUGCCUCUGCCCCCCAGCCCCAAGGUGGAGAGGAAGGACCCCAGCCGCAAGAAGGAAUGGUGGGAGAACGCCGGCAACAAAAUCUACACCAUGGCGGCGGACAAGACCAUUUCGAAGUUGAUGACUGAAUACAAAAAGAGGAAACAGCCACAUAACCUGCCCACAUUCCCCAAAGAAGCCAAAGUGGAGAGGAAGGGAGAAGCGCUGGGCGCCAGGGGCCAGGACUCGCCGCUGCCUCAGCGCCCCCAGCACCUGGUGGACCAGGGGCAGAUGCGGCACUCGGUCAGCGCAGGCCCCGAGCUGCUGCGCCAGGACAGGAGGCCCCGCUCGGGCUCGGCCGGGAGCUCCCUGAGCGUGUCCGUGAGAGACGCCGAAGCACAGAUCCAGGCAUGGACCAACAUGGUGCUAACAGUUGUCAAUCAGAUUCAGAUCCUUCCGGACCCGACCUUCACAGCCCUGCAGCCAGCAGUGUUCCCGUGCAUCAGCCAGCUGACCUGUCAUGUGACUGACAUCAGAGUUCGCCAGGCAGUGAGAGAAUGGCUUGGCAGAGUUGGCCGUGUCUAUGACAUCAUUGUGUAGAAGACUCAUGUUGAUGGAAUUCAGUAGUGACAGGAGAAUAUGCCUGCCAGGCGAAUUGAGAGUAUUUUCCCCACCACCAGCCCACUGAAACUAGCGUCUCAGAAAACAAUCAGCUGCUCCCCGGCUCAUCAGCACUGGGGCCAUUCUGGAUACUGUUUGAAUCUAGAUAAUACAAACGAUAACUCCAAUUUUGCACAUUAUCUCAGAAGAGUCUCCAUUCCUUGAUACAUUUCUAAAUCUUCAAGUUUAUUUCCCAGUGCUUUUUGCCUGCAGUGUUAUUCCCAAAUGGGUCACUUUCAAGGGCCACUCCUUUGAAAACACUACAUCGAUCCUUUUGAUUUUUUUUUAAAUGCAAUUGCUAAGGAAAUAUUUGCUGGUAAGUCAGGCUGAUGUAUAAGCACUCAGACAUCUAGUACUAGACAUUAUCCAUUGGAGGAAGAUUUAUAUUAUGAUUAUGGGUUUGGCAGGAAAGAAAACAGGUGGAAAAAUAUAUUCUUGGGUAUCACAAUCAAGAAAGGGAUGACUUCCUCUGUAAAACAUUCCAGAACAUUUCAAAAUUGCCCUAACUUGUCAAGAUUUUCCAGCUGGUAUUCACCGGCUUUUUAUCUUAAGGUACUGUUGUGCCUUUAUUUCCCUAUUUCUAAAGAAAGAAAAUUCUUUCCUGGCUGAGUUUUAAGUCUGUGUCAUGGCAGCCUCUAACAGACAGUGCCCAGCUGGCUGAUAAACAGAUAUUGCCAGAAGACAUGACUGACCAGCCACCUCAUUAGUCUCUGCUUUUGCUCUCAAGGCAAAAAAAGGAAAGGGAAAGAAAAAAAUGGUGCCUUAGUCCCUUGUUGCACAGACAUUUCUAUGCUCCACAUGAAUAUAAGGUGUAACAUUUGUUUUUUUAAGAAAGCAAAGCAUUAAAGUGCUACUCAUAUCAUCACCCUUAGAGGAAAGGAACUCAGAGUUCUCCAUCCAUUGAGCAGAUUUCUCAGGGAAAGGGCAGGACGUGGGGUAGGAAGAUAGAAGAUAGCUAGAAGGGGAAGGAAAGGAGAUCUGGAUGAAAUCACUUUAAAUAUUAACAAUCAUAUGAAAUCAUGGUGUUAUUUAUACAAGCACUAGACUCAAAAGAAACUAAAAGAGAAGGGGAUACAGAAUGAGAUUUAGGAAAUUUUUUCAAUUUAAAAUAUAUCUCCUCUCUGGUAAGUAAAUUUGCCAUAUGUCUGAGGUCCUUUCAUUCAGACCAAUAUUGUGAAUAUUUCUCAUUAAAUAUUAUUUCUUAUUUCUUAUUAAAUAUUUCUCAUUAAAUAUUACUAGUGAAUAUUUCUCAUUAAAUAUUACUAGAAAAUUAAUUUGAACCUUUACCUUAUUUAUAAUAUAUUUGAUAUUUCUUAAAUUAUAAUGAAAUUCCUCAAGCCCAUGCAAAUAUACUCUAGAAAGUAGUUAGUUGCUAAGACAUACAUUAUAAUUUUCCCAACUCCAAAAAAUGUAUUCAUAAUUGAAAAACAUAACUGGAAAACAAACUUCAGUAUUGAAGUAAGGAUUUAAAACUGACAAUGCUGGUAUUUGUAAACUUUGUCUUCUUUGAGAAAUAUGUAACUACAAAGUGAAGAGGAAGAUAGGGUUCCCUGAUUUAUUUAGGCAACCUAAAAGAAAGAACCUUAGCAUUCAGUGUACCAUACAGAGAUCACCACAGAAUACAGAUGACAUUUUUCCAAUUCCACAAAACACUCUUUGCCUUCAGCUUUGACUCAUUAGACAAUAAGUCAAGGUUGAAGACAGAUCAACUAUUUGACCAUAACAGUGAAUCAUUGGGAUAGUAAUGAGCUGUAUCCUAUACUUUGAAAUUUUUAUAUUUUGCAAGUAGAACUGUAAGUUGGGUAGAUACUUUUAUUCCUUUUUAAGAAAAGCAGUGUACCCUUAUUCUGGUUUGGGUUUUCUGGGUUUUUUUGGUAGGUUCUCUUUUGGUAGAAUCUGAAGUUCAGUUCUCUUUCGUGAGCAUGAGUACUACAGAAUUACAGGGGGGAAAAAUGCUUCAGUAAAGCAGACUUUAAAUAAGAAUAAUUACAAAAUGUUUACAUGUAGCAAGUUAUACAAAGUAAAAAAAUCUCAAAGAAAGCCAGUCUCCAUUUAUGGAUGUCAUGUCCCAGAGUAUGUUAAUUGUUUAGAACUCAGAAUUCAUUCUCCCACAGAGUCUAUAUUAUGGGAUCCAAGGCUAGUUUAUGAAAAUAAAUUUACCCCAUACUGUGUGCAAACUAACUACUACUACUAACCCAGUUAUGGGUCCCAGGAAUAAAAAGAGGAGAGAAUGUACAUAGCUCUGAACCUACAAUUUUACAAGAGGGUUUUGGCCCCUUUCACCAUCUUUUCUACAGCCCACUGCCAGUCCCAGUAUGCCCUGUGCCACAUCCAAGUCAGAUUUCAACCGGAAAAUUAGCUAAGUCACAGAAGUCCUUUCCAGAAGUGUUUACGGUUGUCAAAAAGAGCAUUGCUUGAUGUAGAUAAUCUCUAAUAAAUAGGACUCCUGGUCACAGUGAAAUCAGCUGCAUUUUUCCAGGAUGGAGAAGAAAGGGAGAUAAUUAGGAACCCUUGGUAGAUUAGUGGUCCUUUCCCAGACUGCCUCAGUGAGUUCCUCACACUCUUCCUGGUGUCUUGGUUUCUGCCUUUCCCCAUCUCUUCCUUCACUUCCUCCCAAGGUCUCUCGAAGACCACGGUCAAGGCAGCCUUUGUAGUUAAAAUUAUUACUUUAUAUUCACAAACCUAAACAGAGUAAGAUUUUGCACAUUGCUUUUAGAUGCCCGUAUUUGCUGCCAAAAUUGUUUCCCUGAGAUUGAGAUUUAGUCUUUUUCUAUGAUUUUGAUAAAGUGUGCAUCAUAAAAGCACCUGGACAACUCAAAGUGCACAGGAAUUCCUGACGGAAAGGCUCUGCCAAGUAUACCACACUCUUCUCCAGAUUCCUCUGUGCCAUGAGGCUGUAGGCUUGAUGGAGGGCACACAGGUUGUUCAUAGGCUCUCUCCUAGCUCCAGCAUCUCCCAAUCAGCCUUUAAAGAUGCUUAAGCUACCUGGUUACACCAUCUUGUUUUUUUCUCCCAUUAUUAUUAUUUUCUAGCCUUCUCCAUCAGCACAAAACUAGGGCACCUUUUACUACUUUUAGGCUGUUUAAUUACUGACUGAGGCAGAUGCUAACCUACAUAACCACUCAGGUUAAAAUACUUUCAAUCAAAAUGACGAAAUAUUAACAAUUUGAAAGUAACUAUAAAUGGGAACUUCUUGCUACAAUAUCACUAGGCUUUUUGUUCUUGUUGUUUUAAGAAGAAGGCUUAUAGAGAGGCAGCUGAGAGAGUCAAAUAGCCUUAACUGUAUCAAGAUAAUGCAAUUAUAUAAUAGGUAUCCUUGACUUCCCCCAAUAUAUCACACAACUGCUUCUAGAGGAAAGUUUUCUUUCUCAGAAAGGAAAAUCCAUUCAUCAAUCCCAUCAAACUAAGCAGAAUGAAGACCUUUGUUUGGAGCUGAUAACAAUAGCAAGAAGUUACAAACAGCAGGGAGGAGGUGACAUUUGUUGAGUGUCACUGUGAAUGUAGACCUUUAUCUAUGUUACCAUAGUUCUCAACAUAGCCUGGUGAAACAGGUAUUGUUUUCCUCAUUUUUCUUCACCUGAGGAUACAGACACAGACCCAGAGAAGAAAUUUACCCAAGAUAACCAGUAAACAGCAAAGUUGGUUGUAAAAGAGGUAGUCCUGAAUUCAGAGGCCAUGCUCUCCAGCACCAUGCUCUCAGUGCACAGAGUAAACCCUUUAGUGUUUCAAGAAAUUAAACAGUUAAAAAGAGUGGAGAAUAUUUGAUUGAUGUCCCAGAUCUGUUAAGUUAUGGGAACUUUUCAAAUAGAAUUUAAAAAGAGAGAGUGCUUAUACAUAUAAAGAUAAUUUAUAAUAUUUUGGGUGUUUGAAAAUAAAGGAAACAAAAUCUAAACAUUAAUCUUAAAGCAGACCCUCAUUGGUAAUUUAGAGAACUUGCCAAUUUAGGUGGAAAUGAUGGAAUAGUAAUGUUCAUGGCCAGCUGUUACGCAGAAAAACACAGCACUCUGUCUGGAAUGACUUGCACGAUUUGUAAACCUUUUUCAAUUACCAUUUAAUCACCGAGUAAAGUGCCCUGUAGUUAACAGUGCCUCUCUCUACCUGCUUGCCUCGGAAGUAUACAGUACUUAAUUGGUAGGGCAUCCUCAAAGUUUGGAAAUAGGCAAAAUAAGUGAUAAUGAUUUUUCAAAUGCACAUGCUUUGAGGAUGAAGUGACUGGUUAGAUAAGACUGUUUAAAGAUUCAGGUACUGAAGGCAUCAGGUCAAUAUACAUAGUAACUAUGUGCUAUAACACCUAAAUAUUUCUACUUACUUUGAGGACAAGGAAAAAAGGCAGAAGGAAAAUCCUAUAUUUUCCAUCAAGCAGAUGACAGAACCUACCUAUGCUUGGGUACCACUUAGGUGAUCCUAGUGAGAUUUAGUGUGGCCUUACAGAAGCAAAGGACUGCUUUUAAGCAUUUUUACUGGAAAUAUGAGCUUGUUACUCAGCAAGAUUUAUGAAAUUGGAAAAGAACUCAUAAUUGUGCCUCGUCAAAAACAAAAAAAAAAGUAUAUUCUCAUUCACUAGUGAAACAAUCUAGAAAACUUUGUCUAUCUGUCUUGUGAGAUCCUCUUCCUCUGCUUGUGUUGUAAUGUUUGUAUUUUAUGUGGAAAUAGCUAGGAAUUAAAAUUUUGGACUAGAACACCAUUUAGGUUUCUAAAACACAAAAAUUUCUUCAGGGAAGACAGACCAGAAAAAAAAGAAAAAGAUCAUUCCCUAAGAUAGUUGAAGAGAAACUCAAUUGAGAACAGUGUUCUAUUUCCUCAUAAACAGUAGCACUACUUACUAACCACACUUACUAAACCCAAGUCCCACACCACUAGCGCCCUACAAAACCUGUCCCCCUCUAAGUGAUAAUGCAUGGGGCUGUGGGGAGGAGAGACUGCUGACCAUCUUGACAGAACUGCAGUCAACUGCUGAUGGAUCUCAUUCAGCCAUGGUCCUUCCAGCCUUUUCAACCACCAAGAAUUGCUUGUACUAUUAGUUCCUAUCCUGAAGGUUUAAGUAGUGGUUGUCCACUAUCUUUUAACUUUAUAAUAGUAGUUCUCACACUUUAGCACACAUCAGAAUCACCUGAGGGCUUGUUAACACCCAGAGUGCUGGGUCCCACCCAGAGUUUAUGAUUCAAUAGGUUUGGAAAUUUACAUUUCUAACAAGUUCCUCCAAAAAGCAAUGCAGCGGGUUUGGGGUCCACACUUUGAGAACCACUGCCUUGAAAAAUUCCCAACUACCACCUUUGAGAUCAGCCUGACUUAUCAAGCUCUAGAGAAAAACUGAACUAAACCUUGGGCAGACAGCUCGGGAUUGUGUUGUCUAAGCAUUCCUGCUCAAUCUUCCCAGUUUCCAGGUCUAUUAUACCAACAAUUGGUUUUUCACAAGCUAGAAGACAAUGAAUGUAUAAUUUCUAUGGAACAGUGAAAUCAGUGUGAGCUCCUCUUUGUAUUUAGGAUUAUUGAGUCUAUGGAUGAUUUGUAUCAUGUUGACCCUUUGACUUGUACUGAGGUAAUUUUAAAUUUAAGUAUGUAGUGUUUGAGUCUCUUCUGUCCAUACAGUUUUAAUGAGAUGUUUCCAUGGUGACUCCAUUUCAACCUUGGCUCCUGGCUUCCAGAGAUUUUUGAGUAGUUACUAGCUUGCCAGUAGUUUUAUAUCUCUCAUUAGUCACCAAAAUAUCAGCACUUCAAGAUGAUAUUACAUUAUUUGAUAUACCUUCAUCUUUCACUUAACUGUCUGGUAUAAAUUAAUGUUUUAAUUUCCUAUAUUAGCUAUAAAGAGUCUGCCAAAUGGCUUCGUGGAAAUUUGCAAACUGAAACAACUCCCUUUUGAGCAUAUGUGCGCCUGUUUUAAAAAGGACUUUUCAGUAAAUAUGUUGUCUUUGAGCUCAUUUGCACGAUGAGACCAUAUCCGUUAUCUCAUCUUCCCAAUGAUGGGAGAAAUGUCAAAGUGCAUCAAUAUGCUUUGGGAAUACAGUGAAAUCAUGUUAACUCAAAUACAGGUGGGGCCUUAUUUUAUUUCUUAACUCUAUUCAGUUUUAGCUUUGGAAAUUCUUUUUAACAUUAAAAAAUAAGGAUCAUGGAAUAAUUCAAGAGAAAAAAAUUAAGUACCUUAAAAUUAUCAUCUGUUUAUUAACUAUAUUAAUUACACAUAUUCUUAUUGAUUUCAUGUUUCUCUAAAGAUGUAUACUUAAAUACCCGACAUCAUUUAAAUUACUUUAGAUUGUUGUAUGAAUAGAAAGUAAUGACUAUACUUAACUAGAAUUACUAAGAUCAGAAAGCCUAUUGAUGGUAUUAAGGAUUCAAGUCCUUGCCUCUGUAGAGAGAAAUACAUUUUUUGUUUCACUUUUGUUUUUCAUAAGCUCUUUUGGAAAUUAUGUGUGCAUUUAGUUCUUUUAAUUGUAAUUGAUUUAAGUAUAAAUUUAAAAAAUUAACCUCUAGGAAUAAUUUAUGUUUGAUCUAUUUCACCAACUGGUGCCAAAAAAGGGAGAGAGGACGGAAUCUAAAAGUCAAUCUUUUGAACCACUAUGAACUUUGCCCCCGGCACUACCAGCCACCGGUGGUCAUUCAUGGCUACCUCACAAUUCUGGGCCUGCUGCUUUGUGUUCCUCCCUGUGCUGUUCUCUCAUCUAAUUUUUGUUGGAAGUAGUUUUCUCUAGAAAAAACUGGUUUCCCACUAAAUAGGCAAAACUGGAUAAAGAUUAAUGCUUUUGAUAUUUUGGGCUUCACUCUCACUGAAACCAUUAGUAAAAUAUCCGGGUACGGCAUGAGAGGGGCAGGAGGAGGUGCCUAGGGAAAAAGGCUGACGUGGGUUGUUUUUGUUUCUCGAUUGGUUUUCUGUAGAAGAGCUGGGGGUAGGGAGCUAAGAAUAAGAAGUUUAUUGCCCUAACCAUGCCAGGAGACUAUUAUUCAAGAUUAUUUUCCUGCUUUUCUAAGAGGAAUGAAUUUAAAUUAACAGCAUGGCAAACAGUUCACCUAAUACCAUCUCCCAGUCUACAUAAAGCCAGUGGGUGGUAAGGGUCCUUUUAUCUUUUUGCGUGUUAUGCCAAAGAAUCGAUUUAUUUUCACUGAAAAUUAUAAAUAAAUAAAGCUUUGUGUAGCCAUAUAACUUGAGUCAGUAUACCAUUUUAUCUAUAAGAUGCAAAAUUCAUCCUUGCAGCCCCAUUCACCAGGAGCCUUGAAGCAUUUCUUUCACUCCAAAGGACUUGUCAAGGAAAUACAAUUUUUAUUUUGCCUUCUUAGUUUGGUCAUGUUUAUUUAAAAAACAAAAGAAAACUGAAAAACACCCUCCUUUAUAUGUUGGUAUAACUGAUUUGAUAUGAUCUGUCCAUUUGUUUAACAGGUCCCUGUAAGCAAGCUUGCAAGUGUAUUUUGUGUACAUUUUAUCUGAGGUGAAAGUGAAAAUUCUAAAGAGAAAAUAUUUUAAAAGAGACUGUAUUUAUGUUGCUUGUGUUGUAGAAUAAAAAUUCAAAUGCAUUAAAAAAA
Molecule: messenger RNA, 14408 nt
Organism: Manis pentadactyla (Chinese pangolin)
Lineage: Eukaryota; Metazoa; Chordata; Mammalia; Pholidota; Manidae
Gene: ARFGEF3
Product: ARFGEF family member 3
Exons: 35
Coding region: 183-6836 (2217 amino acids)
Biological process (GO): regulation of ARF protein signal transduction
Molecular function (GO): guanyl-nucleotide exchange factor activity
Source: RefSeq, a predicted model, not a curated record